AUGGAUGCGGCACCUGUGUUCCAGUCUAGCUUCUCCAUUCGCUCGUUGCUCGCCAUGAGACACUCGGCGGAGGAGGACAAAAGCAAGCCACACACGUCAUAUCCGAGUUCCAAAUGCAGUCACAGUCACAGUCUCCAUACCAGUACCAAUACCAGAAGCAAACCGAAUGCGAAGCCAGCUUUCACGUACAGCGCCUUGAUUGUAAUGGCCAUUCGCAGGAGUCCAGAGAAGCGGCUGACGUUGAGUGGCAUCUGCAAAUGGAUAGCUGAUAAUUUUUCGUAUUAUCAGAAUAACAAGAGCGUCUGGCAAAACUCCAUACGUCACAAUUUAAGUCUGAAUCCGUGCUUUAUGCGCGUGCCGCGUGCCUUGGAUGAUCCAGGACGUGGUCACUACUGGGCACUCGAUCCAUAUGCUGAGGACCUUACCAUUGGCGAAACAACUGGUCGCCUGCGGCGCAACACACAGCACUUCACAAAUGCACUGCUGAGCCGCACCAAGGCGACAGUGUUGGCAGGUCACGGCAAGACCCGUCCCUAUUCGCAUCCUUAUCAGCAGCUGUCCAGCAAUCUAGCCACUGCUACCCUGCAGUAUGCGCAGCUUUUCAAGCUGGAUGCUGCCUACUUCCCCAUUCACCCAGAGGGGGCCCAGUCAGUAAGGCAGCAAAACUGCCGAAACGGAGCAGGGGAGCUAUUGGUGGAGCUGUAUCUGUAUCUGGAGCUGGAGCUGGAGCUGGAGCUGGAGCCGGAGCUGAAGGUGGAGACGGAGACGGAGACGGAGCCGGACUUAACCGGCCCAUAA
Molecule: messenger RNA, 798 nt
Organism: Drosophila grimshawi
Lineage: Eukaryota; Metazoa; Arthropoda; Insecta; Diptera; Drosophilidae
Gene: fd19B
Product: forkhead box protein G1
Exons: 3
Coding region: 1-798 (265 amino acids)
Biological process (GO): regulation of transcription by RNA polymerase II
Cellular component (GO): nucleus
Molecular function (GO): sequence-specific double-stranded DNA binding; DNA-binding transcription factor activity
Source: RefSeq, a predicted model, not a curated record